Molecule: messenger RNA, 933 nt
Organism: Bacidia gigantensis
Lineage: Eukaryota; Fungi; Ascomycota; Lecanoromycetes; Lecanorales; Ramalinaceae
Exons: 5
Coding region: 1-933 (310 amino acids)
Biological process (GO): transmembrane transport
Source: RefSeq, a predicted model, not a curated record
AUGGCUACUACUCCUGGAGCAUUCAUUGCAGGAGGAAUAGCAGCUUGCGGUGCCGUCACAGUCACACAUCCUUUCGAAACAGUCAAGAUUCGGCUUCAAUUACAGGGGGAAUUGCAGUCUAAGAAAGAUGCGCCAAGACUUUACCGAGGCGUUCUCCAUGGCGUGAGUGUGAUAUUCAAAAAUGAGGGACCGCAAGGGCUUUUUCGAGGUAUCGGCUGCGCAUAUAUCUAUCAAAUGAUUCUCAAUGGCUGUCGUCUCGGAUUCUAUGAGCCGCUACGUACUCGCGUCACCUCGAUCAUCUUCAAAGAUCCCAACAUGCAAUCUCUGGGUGUCAAUAUCUUUGCUGGCGCUACAUCAGGUAUCCUCGGCGCAGCAGCUGGCUCGCCGUUCUUCCUGAUCAAAACACGCUUGCAGUCAUAUUCACCGUUCCUACCCGUCGGAACUCAACACGGGUACAAAAAUGCAAUUGAUGGUAUGAAAAAGAUUUGGUACAGCGAGGGCAUUGUCGGACUCUAUCGAGGCGUUGGUCCUGCAAUGAUCCGGACAGGUUUCGGCAGCAGCGUGCAACUGCCAACAUAUUUCUUCGCAAAAAGGAGGCUCGUGAAGCAUCUGGGCAUCAAGGAAGGGCCUGGACUGCACCUUGCGAGCAGUGCUUGUAGCGGUUUUGUGGUCUGCUGCGUUAUGCAUCCGCCAGAUACAGUAAUGUCGAGAAUGUACAAUCAAACCGGAAAUCUUUACAGUGGCUUGUUCGACUGCUUAUUCAAGACGAUCAGGACCGAAGGAGUCCUAGCAAUCUACAAAGGCUUCUUUGCGCAUCUGGCGCGCAUUCUACCUCAUACCAUACUCACUUUGAGCUUAGCUGAGCAGACUAAUAAGCUGGUGAGGCGGUUGGAGAACCGAGUGUUGCCAGCGAAAGCAGCGGAAAAGUUGUAG